AUGAAUAAAAAAAUGUUGGUUCGCUCUGCUCGGCCAGCCCUAGCCUCCAUUUGCCGCCUUUUCUCCGCCGCCGCCGCGACGGUGGACACGACGGCGGAUGUAGCCGUGGCAAAGACUCGCAGCGGAGGAGGUGGAGGAGCAGUAGCGACGAAGAAAAAAGAAACCGUAGUUGGAGGAAGAGACACUCUAGGAGGGAGACUAUUAGGCCUCACCUAUACGAAACGCAGUGCCGUUGUUACUAUACGGAAAUGGAGAGAAGAAGGCCACUCCGUUCGCAAAUACGAACUUAAUCGAAUCGUUAGAGAGCUUCGUAAGAUCAAACGCUAUAAGCACGCUCUUGAGAUAUGUGAAUGGAUGGUUCUACAAGAAGAUAUAAAACUGCAGCCUGGUGAUUAUGCUGUACAUCUGGAUUUGAUUUCUAAAAUCCGUGGUUUGAACAGUGCUGAGAAGUUUUUCGAAGAUAUGCCUGAUCAAAUGCGAGGCCAUGCUGCUUGCACUUCCCUUCUCCAUAGUUAUGUUCAGAACAAGUUGUCUGAUAAAGCCGAGGCCUUGUUUGAGAAAAUGGGUGAAUGUGGUUUCUUGAAGUCUUGUCUGCCUUACAAUCAUAUGCUGUCCAUGUAUAUAUCGAAAGGGCAGUUUGAGAAAGUCCCGGUGUUGAUUAAGGAAUUGAAGACCAAAUCAUCGCCUGAUAUUGUUACAUAUAAUCUGUGGCUGACUGCCUUUGCCUCUGGAAAUGAUGUCGAAGGUGCGGAAAAAGUUUAUCUUAAGGCGAAGGAAGCGAAGCUGAAUCCAGACUGGGUGACUUACAGCGUGCUAACGAAUUUGUAUGCUAAGACUGAUAAUCUCGAAAAGGCGAAACUUGCUUUAAAGGAGAUGGAGAAAUUAGUUUCUAAGAAAAACCGGGUUGCUUAUGCUUCUCUCAUAAGUCUGCACGCGAAUUUGGGCGAUAAAGAUGGAGUCAACUUAACCUGGAAGAAGGUUAAGUCCUCUUUCAAGAAAAUGAAUGAUGCUGAAUACCUCAGCAUGAUAUCUGCGGUGGUGAAACUUGGCGAAUUCGAUCAAGCCAAAGCUUUGUACGACGAAUGGGAAUCUGUCUCUGGAACAGGAGAUGCUAGAAUCCCCAAUCUAAUCCUUGCCGAAUACAUGAACAGAGAUGAGAUUCAUCUGGGAGAGAAGUUUUACGAACGAAUUGUGGAGAAAGGGAUAAACCCGAGCUAUUCUACAUGGGAAAUUCUCACAUGGGGUUAUUUGAAGCGUAAAGACAUAGAGAAAGUAUUAGAUUAUUUCGGGAAAUCCAUUGAUUCGGUGAAGAAAUGGACUGUGAAUGUAAGAUUAGUUAAACAAGUGUGCAAGGAACUUGAGGAACAAGGGAAUGUUAAAGAAGCAGAGAAGCUAAUGACUAUACUCCAAAAGGCUGGUCAUGUGAACACUCAGCUCUACAAUUCUUUAUUACGUACUUAUGCUAAAGCAGGCGAAAUGGCACUCAUAGUUGAAGAGCGUAUGGCAAAGGAUAAUGUAGAGUUAGAUGAAGAGACCAAGGAGCUCAUAAGACUAACCAGUCAAAUGCGUGUGACUGAGAUCUCGCCCACCACUUCCUAGCCUAAAAACUGCAGAAUUAGUUUCGGUCUGCAACUUCCACAAACCGAGGAUUACAGAAAACAUAUUUGGAGUGAAUACAUGACGCUUUUUUGUUGCAACAUUGAGAGAGGAGAGCUGAUCGGUAUCAAGUCCUGACCAAUCAAGAUACUUGGCUUGGAGCAGCAAUAUUUCACUUUCACGGACAAUUAGGGCCUGAGAGUAAUCUGCCCAAAGCUGCAAAUGAAUGAUCUUUGGUGCAAAGAUCACAUUGAGUUAUUCCUUUUUUUGUUUUAUAUUUCCUCAAUUUGAUAUGAAUAAAAACUAUUUUUGUAUUGUGCCAAUUUUAUAUCCUUUGUUUACUAUA
Molecule: messenger RNA, 1942 nt
Organism: Capsella rubella
Lineage: Eukaryota; Viridiplantae; Streptophyta; Magnoliopsida; Brassicales; Brassicaceae
Product: pentatricopeptide repeat-containing protein At4g02820, mitochondrial
Exons: 2
Coding region: 1-1599 (532 amino acids)
Cellular component (GO): mitochondrion
Molecular function (GO): protein binding
Source: RefSeq, a predicted model, not a curated record